Messenger RNA from Schistosoma bovis, 4356 nucleotides. Lineage: Eukaryota; Metazoa; Platyhelminthes; Trematoda; Strigeidida; Schistosomatidae. The record is from the annotation of a GenBank genome assembly.
UGUAAAACAAAAUAUGAGGUUACACAUUUUAGUUUUCGUUCAGGCUGCUGUUCGUUUCGUUCAUCUUCAAAUUACUUAUGUUCUCUCUCGUGACUGCCGUGUCUCACCUAACCAAGAUUUCCUCUUACACCAUCCCGUUACAAAGUUCCUGCAAGUUGACAAUCUUGAAGGCAGUAUGGUUGUAUUAUCUCAUAACAUGACUUCUUAUCCACGCAACUUCUCGUGUGAGCUUGUUGUGCAUUCACCGAUUGAGAAUGCCAGAAUUAUGAUGAAAAUUGAGGAAUUUUAUGUCCCCUCUAAGACUCGCAAUUGUGUUGAGAAUUACUUAUAUGUAUUCGAUUCUAAUACAGCAAAGUCCAAGGCUAUGACAGAAGCUGGUGGAGAACGUGGUUUAUGUGGACCGAAUUAUCCGAAGUAUCUUAUAUUUACGAAAAAGUCCUACAUAUGUUUAGCUUUCCAUACCUCAUCUCGACGACCUCCCAUUUUACCCGGUGUGAAACCUGGAUUUCGAGUUAUUCUUACUGCAAUUCAAGAAACUCGAAAUAGUAGUUGUCCAUCAAGCAACUUUUACUGCAGUGCAGUUCCUCGUUUCAUGGGGGCAAAUUCUAUGAUAACAUCAACUUCACUUAGUGCAGAUAGCCGGUUGUAUGGAUCAUUCUUAUCUCCUCCUCAAUAUAUCCGUAGUUUAGAUGACGACAGAUUUCCACCUAAUCAUGAUAAACAAUAUAUGGGAUAUUGUAUUACAAAGAAGAGUUUAUGCGAUGGUAUUACGAACUGUGAAGAUAGGAAAGAUGAAGAUAUUUCUCAUUGUCAAGCUUUUAUUGAUAUGGAAGAUCCAAACAGUCCACUACUUGCUAAUGAUGAUUUGAUUGAUGUUAAUAGCUGGUUAUCAGGUUUAUUGUCACUUGGUAUGCCGGCGUCUAUUGCUAUAGCUGUUAGUACAAUUGUUAUUCUUAUAUUGGGUAUUGGAGUUGUGAUAUGUUGUUGUCAUCGUUGUUGUCUAAUCAAUCAAACAUAUAAUAAUCAGUAUUCAAAUAAUAGACUUGCGUUUAGAAAUGGUGGAAUUUUUUUAGAUACUUUCAGUCGUCCUAUAACUGCAGCAAAUAAUAAUUAUAGUUAUUCUAGAUCACAGCAUCUAGGUGUAAUGUCCGUCAAUACUGGUGCACAGUCACAGUUAUCAGAUCGUAUAAAUUUGAUAUCUCAUAUAGACGGUGAUCAACAGAAGAUUGAUAGGAAUUGGCAGCAGAGUGCUUCCUUUCCUCCAGACAUAUUGAUGACAAGGGGGGGAAGCUUUUCACGACGUAACUGUAAUGAACCUAACCAACAUCACCAAACGUUCAAUCAGUAUUUGACAUCAUCCCAAAAUAUGACUACAGAAAAAGAAUCCCGAUUACACUGUUUUACCAAAACUCCUUUGAAGCUACCACUGUUAGAUAGGUAUUAUCCUUUGUUAAAUCCUCCCAAUGAAACUAUGCGAUCCCAGUAUUUUGUUUCUGUCGGUCAUCAUGGUAGUGACUCCUAUUCAUUAACUAAUAACAAUUCGGCCAGAGUAUAUGAUCUUCAAAAUGGUCAACCAGGGCCUCUUCCUGCUCUAAUUCACGGGGCCCUAGGCAGUCCAUGCACUUACAGAAGAGAUCCAUUGUAUUAUACACCACCACCCCAUGGGGCAUUUAAUGUUCCCCCUGCCAGCAUCGUAACAGCAAGUAGCAGUCGAACUGGAACAACUAGCGGUGGUCCACGUGAAUCUGUAAAGUCAGGACGUGAUCAAUCAGUUCCUACAAUGGGUUAUAACACUUCAGGGAAUGGAAGUGGUAUCGGAAUAUGUAAUCAACAGUUAGAUGGAGUAGAAUCAGUAUUACAUACUAAUACGCCUAUAGAAUCUAUAUCACAUGGCGGUGACCUUAGCUUGAAUGGCGGUAUCCUUUAUUUGGGUAACAUGUACAGACCUUUAUCUCCACAAAAUUCCAGUUUAUUUCAAGUAGAGAAUCUUGGUCGUAGUUCAGUUACUACUACCGGUAGCGGUAGUUCAUGUGAUCGAAAAUCUCAUCACUAUUUCCUUAGAGAAAUAAAGUCUCAUCAUGACGACACUGAAGCAUAUCUACAGAGAAAUCCUCAUCAACAGUCUACUUAUGAUUUAUUUAAGAAAAGUUCUAGACGUUCAAAAACAUCCUCUCGUCCUCAACAUCACCAUCAUCUAAAACAUAAGUCAAUUGAUCCUAAUCAUACUAUUUCGAUUGGUUCACAUACAUCAGCUAGUUCACGUUCUGGUGCUUUGCUUAAUUUACCCCAAUUAUCUUAUGAUGAUCACGAACAACCUUUUAGUCGAUUUCUAAUAUCUGCUGUAACAACUUUUUCUAGUGAUACUGGACCAUCAAACCACCAACCUAUAGUAUUCCCUGUACAGUUGUAAACGUGCGUAAAGCCGUUAAAAACCAAAUCAGUAAUGCUUCAGGAUAUUUAUUUUGAAUUUUCUUCAUUAAAGUAAUAGAUAUCCGUUUUAAUUAUUACCUAAACACAAAUAAAGUGUUGGAAAUUUUAUUUCUUGUUGUUUAUUUGUUUGGUCAAUCGUAAAAUUGUUAGUCAUGUUGUUUUCUUUUUGAUUCCAAUGUUGGUAUUUUUUCCUAAUCAUGUGUAGUUGUGAUUUCGUUGCAUUUCACCUACUUACUUGACAUUAUUGUGUUUUGUUAUAUAUGUCACUCCUUUUUUGUUGUGAAUUAGUUGUAGUAAGGCUCACGUAAUACUGUAUGUAUAUACACAGAGUUGGUUUAAGUUGUAAACAAUUUAUCUAAAAUGUAUGACAUCUCGGUUUUAAUUAUUUUUUUAAACUUCAACUACAAACAGGGUUUUUUCUAUGUUGUUUUACUAUUUUACAUGACAAACUAAUCGUACUAUGUGGACUCUCAUUUCCUAUAUUUUUCCCUUGCUUAUAAGAUGUGGAUGUGUAAUAUAAAAUAACUUUUAAACUGUUUAAUUUUCUUUUUUGUCAUUUAAAAUAAUUGUGUUGAUAUUUUCGUUAUCUCUGAAGAUGUUGUUUUUCUGGAGAUCCAUCCUUUAGUCUAUUCAUAUAAAUAUUCGAGUACCAAUUAAUCGAUCAUCAGCUCAGAACCCACUCUUCUCAGAGCGCUCCGUUAGUCUAGUCAUUCUAUUUAUUCCCUCUUAUAAUUGCUAAUUUAUCUUAUAAUUAUUGUUAAUAUUAUCAGUCUUUUAUAGUGAAAUCUGAUCAGUAUUAUGUAUUUAUAUUUGUAAUUUCAAUAAAGAUCGACAUAUGUAUAAAUAUUUUCUACAAUCCACGAGAACCAUCAAUUUUAACAUUAGGUUACAUUAACAUUUGUAAUUGUACAUGUAUUUUAUUCACACACAAGUACUAUUCUAUACAACUUGUUUGCUUUUUUCAGGUUAUUUAUUUAGUAUUUUCGCAUUUAUAUGCCAUAUUUACCGUUUUGUUGAUUGUGUUGCUACUUUUAUUUGAUCAGUAAUAAAUUUUCUUUUUAAAGAUAAGUAUAUAAGACAGUCCUUAAAAAUGUAGUAUUUCAUGUAUAUAGCUGCGGUUAAAUAAGAGUACACAGUUUGAUUCGGAAUGAUUGUCUGAACUUUAUGCCAUGACUUAUGGCUUUGUUAAUUAUCACAUGAUUUAUUCGCCAAUCAGAACAUCGACUUAUGUGACUAGACCAAUGACGCACAAACCAGUACGAGCAGCCUUGCGUCAACUCUGAGUCCUGAUUGGUCCUUCUUUCCUAGUACUUACAACUGAGGCCAGAACACUAAUAUCAGCUUCCACUUUGCGGAUCAUUUAUUUCAGACACACUUGGUUUCUAUAUAAGCAAACCAGCCCACAUCAUGUCGUAAGAUAAAGAAUAACAAUUAUACAAGAUCAAGCCAAAAAGUGGCUGUGAUAGUGAGAUACUGUAACUAAUAGAUUGGGAAUAACUUAAUAAUAGUAAAUCGUAUAAUAGUGUCAAUUCGUCAAAUGGAAACUUAUAAUAAGAGGAAUAUGAAUAUACAUAUAAUAUAGUUACUUGAUAGUUAUCCAAUGAGAAUAUGCAAUACUAGUCUAUAAAUAGAUCCUAGCAGUUACCGUUCGUUUAUUCCUCAUUUGGAUAGAACACUAGUUUUGCACAAUUUUUACGUAGCAAAAUUUUAAAAUGAAAUGAUAUUAGUGAAUGAAUCCGUUAUCAAUAAAGCCAAGACAAUCCAGUGAUGAAUAGUAUUCCUUAGUUAAGUCAGUUAGUCUAUUAAUUUUGCAAAUUCUAUAGAGUAGAUUAUUGAUUAGCUGCUAGUUCAAAAUUAUUAAUUGGCCAAACAUUAAAAAUGAUGUGUAAUUUAUUAUCAUUAUUCCAAAUGUUGUUUUAAUUAGUA